Molecule: messenger RNA, 2604 nt
Organism: Sphaeramia orbicularis (orbiculate cardinalfish)
Lineage: Eukaryota; Metazoa; Chordata; Actinopteri; Kurtiformes; Apogonidae
Product: N-alpha-acetyltransferase 15, NatA auxiliary subunit-like
Biological process (GO): N-terminal peptidyl-methionine acetylation
Cellular component (GO): cytoplasm; NatA complex
Molecular function (GO): protein binding
Source: RefSeq, a predicted model, not a curated record
AUGCCCACAAUUACUCUACCGCCGAAGGAGAAUGCUCUGUUCAAGAGAAUAUUGAGGUGUUACGAACACAAGCAGUACAGAAAUGGACUGAAGUUCUGCAAACAGAUCCGAAACCCAAAGUUUGCAGAACAUGGAGAAACACUGGCCAUGAAAGGUUUAACCCUCAACUGUUUAGGAAAGAAGGAAGAGGCGUAUGAGCUGGUGAGACGAGGACUGCGCAAUGAUCUCAAGAGCCACGUCUGCUGGCAUGUUUAUGGCCUACUGCAGCGCUCGGAUAAAAAGUACGACGAGGCCAUCAAGUGUUACCGAAAUGCUCUUAAGUGGGACAAGGACAACCUGCAGAUCCUCAGAGACCUGUCUCUAUUGCAGAUCCAGAUGAGAGACUUGGAGGGGUACAGGGAGACUCGCUACCAGCUGCUGCAGCUGCGUCCAGCCCAGCGCUCCUCCUGGAUCGGAUAUGCUGUGGCCUACCACCUGCUGGAGGACUUUGAAAUGGCUGCUAAGAUUGUUGAAGAGUUCCGCAAAACACAACAGACAUCUCCAGACAAGGUGGACUACGAGUAUAGUGAACUGUUGCUGUAUCAGAACCAGGUCCUGAGGGAGGCGGGUCUGCAUAAAGAAGCCCUUGAUCACCUCAAAAACUAUGAGAAACAGAUCUGUGACAAACUGGCUGUGGAGGAAACUAGAGGAGAACUGCUGCUGAAGCUGCAAAGACCUGAGGAGGCCUUAGAGGUCUACAGGAGACUCCAGGAGAGGAACCCUGAGAACUGGGCCUACUACCAGGGUCUGGAAAAGGCUUUAAAACCUGGCAGUGUAGAAGAGUGUCAGAACAUUUAUGAAGAGGCCUGGGUGAAGUUUCCUAAAGGACUGGUUCCUCGAAGGCUGCCUCUGAACUUUCUCACAGGGGAGAAGUUUCGUGACUGUCUAGACAGCUACCUGAGGAUGAACUUCAGUAAAGGCUGCCCCCCUGUCUUCACUACCCUCAAAUCUCUCUACACUGACAAAGAAAAGGUUUCAAUUGUUGAAGAACUGGUUGUUGGUUUUGAGAGGUCUUUAAAAAGCUGCCGGAUGUUUAGUGAGAAUGAUGAUGGGAAGGAGGAGCCCCCCACCACUCUGUUGUGGGUCCAGUAUUUCCUGGCACAGCACUUUGACUUCAUCGGCCAUCCCAGUGUCGCUCUGGACUACAUCAACACUGCCAUUGACAGCACACCCACGCUUAUCGAGCUUUUCCUCAUCAAGGCCAAGAUCUAUAAGCAUGCAGGCAACAUUAAGGAGGCAGCACGGUGGAUGGAUGAGGCCCAGGCCCUGGACACUGCCGACCGCUUCAUCAACUCUAAAUGUGCCAAGUACAUGCUGAAGGCCAGCCUCAUUAAAGAAGCCGAGGAGAUGUGCUCCAAGUUCACACGGGAGGGGACGUCAGCAGUGGAGAACCUCAAUGAGAUGCAGUGUAUGUGGUUCCAGACAGAGUGUGCCUUGGCCUACAAAGCCAUGAACAAGUUUGGAGAGGCUCUGAAGAAGUGCCAUGAGAUCGAGAGGCAUUUUGUUGAGAUCACAGAUGAUCAGUUUGACUUCCACACCUACUGUAUGAGGAAGAUGACGUUGCGCUCCUAUGUGGACCUGCUGAAGCUGGAGGAUGUCCUGCGACAGCACCCAUUUUAUUACAAAGCUGCUCGUACCGCCAUUCAGAUAUACCUGGACCUGCAUGACAAACCUCUGACAGAUGACAGCAAGGAGAGUCAGGCAGAUACCGAGAAUCUGACAGAUAAGGAAUUAAAGAAACUGCGUAACAAACAGAGACGAGCACAGAAAAAGGCACAGCUAGAGGAGGAGAAGAAGAAUGCAGAGAAGGAGAAGCAACUGAAGAACCAGAAGAAGAAGAAGGAGGACGAUGAUGAAGAGAUAGGUGGACCCAAGGAGGAGCUAAUACCAGACAAACUGGCCAAGCCUGAGAACCCUCUGGAGGAGGCUGUUAAGUUCCUGAUCCCUCUGAAGAACCUGGUGCGCAACAAGAUCGAGACCCACCUCCUGGCCUUUGAGAUCUACUUCAGGAAAGAGAAGUACCUGUUAAUGCUGCAGUCGAUAAAGAGGGCUGUGGCCAUAGAGCCUUCCAACCCCUGGCUGCACCAGUGUUUAGUUCGCUUUUUCAAAGGAGUCGGUGAGAGCGCUGACUUGGCAGUUGCGGUCCGGACAGUCUUGAGACAUGAGAUCUCCAGGCUUUUUGGGGAGAGUGACCCACAGAGCUUCAACAAGAACUACCUGAGCCAACACUCCUACUCCAUCCCACACCGACUGGCUGCUGCUAAGAUGAUGGUCUAUCUGGAACCUUCUUCAGAUAAGAUGGCCUGUGAGAUUGCUACGGCUCUGGAUGAGUCACUGUCUGAAAGAAGCAUCCAGAUCUGUACAGAGGUGCUGGAGGCUCUGCGUAACGGGCAGCUGGGUGCCGGUCAGCAGAAAGCUGCUGAAGCAUACCGAGCCACCUGCCACAAGAUCUACCCCUACAGCCUGGCCUUCAUGCCCCCUGGUUACCAAGACCACAGCACCAACAUCAGUGCCAACGGAGACCUGUCUGCAGGGGAGCACGACGACAUGGCCAACGAAAUGUGA